Mycena indigotica is the source of this 1734-nucleotide messenger RNA. RefSeq lists its product as uncharacterized. Bases 1 to 1734 code for a protein of 577 amino acids. Lineage: Eukaryota; Fungi; Basidiomycota; Agaricomycetes; Agaricales; Mycenaceae. The transcript is spliced from 3 exons. The record is from RefSeq and is a predicted model, not a curated record.
AUGGCUGACUUCCACCCUCCAGUCCGUCCAUUUGCUGCGCGCGCUGGAACAAGCAUCCGCUCCUUCAAGUUAGUCAACCGCGUUAGCACCUCCAGCCCACCCUCGAUCGGGGGCAAUUCGACACGCAGAAAAGCAUUCGGCCUUCCCAGUCUGCUUGGACGGCGGAACCAGCAGCCAGACCCCGUGCUGGACGUUGCCAUACUAAGCAAAAAACUGCUUUCUCGGACGUCUGAAGACCAAGAUCCGGCUUACCGCCCACCGCCAGGGUCGACAUCCAAGCGAAAAGAUCCUCCUCCCCCUCGUGCCCGUCCUCUAAUGGCCCCGCCGCCCCAACCUCAGCCCCGCACCACCCUAUUGAGGAAACUCACGACCAAAUUUACCCGUAGUCGGCCGCGUUCGACUUCACCGCCGCCAGCAAGGAAGCGCUCUUUUGCUGUCGACACUGCAGCACGCAAUGCGGCUUUACGCGAGCGAGGGCUGCUACCUGCCCUGCCUCUCAGUGUCCAGGAAGCCCAACAGGACAAACAGAUUGCCGUAGUCGCUUCACCGGAGCCUGAACCACGAUCAACGCUGGCUCGACAGCCAACAGAGGCAGCACGCAUUAAAGAUCAAUGGGAGGCCAAGAACCGGACCUCGAAAGACGACCGGGAGGCAGAUGUCAAAGCGCGCUUGACGGAGUUCCGAUUUGGGGGGAAUUCGCCCGCUGCCUCACCGUUGAAGGAGUCUUUUCCCAUGAGCCUGGAAGCGGUUGUCGAGGUCGAAACUCCGCAACCGUCCCCCGACGAGAAAUCUAUCGACGAGGCGAGUAUGACGCCGACAAAAGUCCCAAGGGCACCCCCUCCAACACUGAAUCUUUCCCGUGGCCGCAAUCUGUCUCCACCGCUGCUCCAAGCAUGGUCAGACUUUCCACCUGACCCGACUCAGCUCCCCCUUCCACCGUCGCCUUCCCCUGUCGUCGAAUCCCCCUUUUCAUCCCUCAUAUCUGCAUUUGCGCCAACCCCACUUGUGGAUGCGGGGUUUACCCCUGUGUCUCCGGAGUUCCUGCCUCUACCGCCAUCACCACUACUUCGUGAUGUCCCAACACGAGAAACAAGUCUGCCUCGUAUGGACGGCGGAUAUGCUUCAGAGAGCGGCGAGUCAAGUCUGGGUGUUCCCUCCCUUAUGCCAGACACUGCUUCAGAGUCGGCAAGCAGCAACGCGGACAAUGGUGCUUUUGGUCGGAUGCGCAGCGUUAACGUCCGCAAUAGCACGAUCGAAAUCGAGCCUGAGCAUCGCGCCUUCCAGGUUAUCGUCGAAACACCUGCUGAAGAGCACGAAGACCCGUUUUCCGUCAUCCGGACGGAGAGUCCCGAGCCUGAUGCGCAAAUUGUGGCACUCAGCACAGCCACGCCAACGCUGGCACUCGUGCCUCCACCCAAACGACGCGGGACAGCGCCUGACGAGGUUGCUGGUGGAGAGCGGAGGAAAAGUCUGUUGCUCAGUUUCCGGCGCUCGGUCGGCCUUGGGCGGGCCAACUCUACCGCCACCAGACGCAAGUCCGCGGCUGGUGCCCCCAGUUCUUUCGAUCCUUCCCUCCUCCCGCCAUCGCCCACACUUCCCGUCGAGUUUGCGCAACAGCAGUCGCGGCGGUCAAGCAUCAAUCCCACAAUACACAACGGGGCUAGCAUCGUGUUCCAAACGAGCAAAAUCGAGGACGACGAGACGCGGCGGAUGACGGAGGUGGCGUUUAUGUGA